Messenger RNA from Ziziphus jujuba (common jujube), 3179 nucleotides. RefSeq lists its product as uncharacterized. The transcript has 3 exons. Lineage: Eukaryota; Viridiplantae; Streptophyta; Magnoliopsida; Rosales; Rhamnaceae. The record is from RefSeq and is a predicted model, not a curated record. The coding region runs from base 311 to 2737 and encodes 808 amino acids.
UCUUCCGAAUUCCCCUCAGGGUUUGGAAGAUAUUUGACAAAAUAAAAAACCUGAAAUUGGGGUUUUUGUUUUUUAUUUUCAGUCUUUUGUUCUUAUUCCUUUUUUUUUUUUUUUUGAUCUGGGUGGCAGAGGGGCCUAGAAGAAAAGCAUUGUUGUGAGGGAAAUUCAUCCACCGCUUUGCUAUGAUUCAAUUUCAGACAAUGGAUGGAUCAGAGGAAUCAUUUAUUUGCCUUUCUAUAUUGCUAUAUUUACAAAGAAGAAAUAAGGAAAUAUACGUGGUGCGAUACGGAGGGCCACUGAAGUUGUGAUUAUGGAAUGUAAUAAAGAGGAGGCUCUCAAGGCCAAAGAGAUAGCAGAGAAGAAGUUUACAGGGCUCGAUAUUAAUGGGGCAAAGAGAUUUGCUUUAAAAGCCCAAAACUUGUAUCCAGAACUUGAUGGCAUUCCUCAGUUCUUGGCAAUUCUUGAUGUUUACAUAGCUGCGGAGAAGAGAACAAACGGGGAAGUUGAUUGGUACAGGAUUCUUGGUGUGGAUCCCUUGGCGGAUGGGGCCACAAUCAGGAAGCAAUACAGGAGAUUGGCUCUUAUAGUGCAUCCUGAUAGAAACAAAUCUGUAGGUGCAGAUGGGGCUUUUAAACUUGUAUCUGAAGCCUGGACUUUGUUGUCUGAUAAAGGAAGAAGAACUCUCUAUGACCAGAAGCGGAAUCUAAGGUCUAUCUAUGAGCAAGUUUCGGAUGGGAGGUCAUCUAUAUCAACUGGUCAGAAUGGUUUUCCUAAUCUCUUCAACAGCAAUAAUUCAAACGGAAGAUAUCAUCAGAGGCCCGCUUAUUAUUGGCCUCCUCCUGCUCCUUCUCAAGAAAGUAGACCCACAUUUUGGACGAUGUGCAUUGAUUGCAAGAUGCAGUUUGAGUAUCUUAGGAGGUUUAUCAACCACAAUCUUGUGUGUGCCAACUGCCACAAGCCGUUUUUGGCUUUUGAGACACCACCCCCACCUCUAAAAGGAAACGCUUCAUCUACUUUGUGGAAUUCCUACCAGCGGCGUCAAAAUUCUAGUCCACAAACUGUAAUGAACAACUCAUAUCCUCCAGGAAGGACACCUGCAUCUACUACAAAUGUUGGACUUGCAGGACUUUCUGGAAUUGGAUCAUCAGAGAGAAAUUUUCGGGCAGGUAUAUUCUCUGCAGCAGGAGGUGUUGAAAGCACACCAGCAGCAACUUUUUCUGCUGCUCAAGCUGCAGGCACUCUUCGUCCAGCGUUUGAGCGAUUGAAGAGACGGCUUGAAGAGGCAUCCAUAGAUGGCAAGAGAGAGGAGAACCAUAAGAUCAAGUCUCAUGAUUUUAAGGUAGCAGGUGGUGGACUAACUUCUGGGUCUUCUGGUGCUGGUUCCAGUUCUGUGCUCAGAAGAGACAAGCCUGAGAAAAGAAGACGUGCAAAUGGCCAUGAGACUGCAACGCAGAUGGGAACUGGAAAUGGGGGAGUUUUCAAAGAAACGAUAUUUGGAUCACAAAAGGGUAGUUUCGGUGCAAAAAGGAUGAACAUAGCUGGAAAUGGUAGAGUUAAUUGCACAAGGGAGCUGUCACAGCUAGAAAUGCGGACUAUAUUGAUAGUGAAGGCUAAGAAAGAGAUUCGCAAGAAGCUUAAUGAAUGGGGAAUAGAUGGUGUCUUCAAGACCCAAUACAAAGUGGAGGAAAGGGAGAAGGAGAAAGCAAAAGAAAAAACUGCUAACCCUGGUGUAAAAGCAGAUAUGAGCAAAUAUCAGGAACUUUUGGAUGCUAAGAAAGAAGAAUAUGCCAGAAAGGGUGCCCCUGUUAAAUCUGAUGUUGAUUCUGAUACAAAGGGCCCUGUUCCGGUGUCAAUGAGUGUUCCAGAUCCAGAUUUUCAUGAUUUUGAUGGGGAUCGUACAGAAAAGUCGUUUCGUAGUAACGAGGUUUGGGCUGCUUAUGAUGAGGAUGAUGGGAUGCCGCGUUAUUAUGCUAUGAUUCAUUCUGUUAUAUCGUUAGAUCCAUUCAAGAUGAGGAUCAGUUGGCUUAAUUCCAAAAGCAAUGAUGAACUGGCUCCCCUAAACUGGAUUGUUUCUGGUUUUCCUAAAACAAGUGGAGAUUUCCGAGUAGGCAAGCAUGCUGUUUCCCGUUGUCUUAAUUCCUUCUCACACAAGGUUAAGUGGACAAAAGGCAUAAGAGGAACCAUAAAAAUAUAUCCUGCGAAGGGAGAUAUUUGGGCUCUAUAUAGAAACUGGUCUCCUGAUUGGAAUGCACUUACCCCUGAUGAAGUGAUACACAAAUAUGACAUGGUGGAAGUACUUGAAGAUUAUAAUGAAGAGCGGGGUGUGAAUGUUGCUCCACUUAUUAAAGUAGCUGGUUUCAAGACUCUGUUUCGCAAGCAUCCAGACCCUAGCAAGAUCAGGACUAUUCCCAGAGAAGAGAUGUUUCGAUUCUCUCACCAGGUCCCUUCUUACUUUUUCACAGGUCUUGAAGCUCAUAGUCCACCUAAAGAUUGCUGGGAGCUUGAUCCUGCAUCUACACCAUUGGAACUCCUUCAGGUCAUUGCAGAAGCAAAUGUAGAAGCAAUGGAAACAACUGCAAAAGCUAAGAUAGAAAAUCCACUGGAGUGUUUGAAAAACCCCACCAUAGAGGAGGUGAUGAACAAUGGACGAGAAGCGAUACAGAGGGGCAACGAAACAAAGGAAAAAAACUUGCUAGUAUAUAGUAGGAGACGGUUGAGGGAAGGAAAAAGGCUAUAGGAUGCUGACCAAUGCCAUUUUACUGAUCUUAACUUAAAUGGUAAAGGUUCACCUGUUCAGGUAUAUAAUAGUGGUUUGAAAAAAGUUUUACCAAGGUACAGCAGUUAUACAGCAAUUUUGCCCUCUUUGCUGCGUAUUGGUUGGUCUAUAGUUUUACUUGUAAGUCAGGCAAAGCCUUCAAAACUAAUCUCAGCUCUUUCUAUAACUUGAACAUAGUUUAGAAGGGAACUUCUUUUUGUAAUUUCUUCAGUACCCCUCCUACAGGACUAAUACUUUGCAGCUGGUCAAUCAUAUGGACCUAGGAGCUGCAUGAAAUUUUGAUACACCUCAAAAUGCUUUACCGUGUUAGUCGUUUUUUGUUAUCCUGGACUUGAAUUACCUUUCAACUUCUCUGUACUUGAACAAGGUGUUCAUAUAAAGUCUCUUUGCUUUUAUUAGUGCA